Molecule: messenger RNA, 627 nt
Organism: Lodderomyces orthopsilosis Co 90-125
Lineage: Eukaryota; Fungi; Ascomycota; Pichiomycetes; Serinales; Debaryomycetaceae
Exons: 2
Coding region: 1-627 (208 amino acids)
Source: RefSeq, a predicted model, not a curated record
AUGUUCGGAAUAUUAAAUACCUUAAUUUCACUAGUUUACCCCGUGUUUGCUUCAACUAUUGCCAUCAUAAACAGCAUCGAUGAGCCUAAUUUGCCCUCUCGCUUAGGUGCGCUACAACGGUGGCUUAUUUAUUGGGCAGUCCUAGGAUGUGCUACAAUUGUUGAAAAUACAUUGUCUUUCAUUACAUUUGUUCCGGGGUACUCGUUGCUCAAGAUUGUAUUUCAUGUUUGGUUAAUCAUUCCAAUGGUGACUGAAAAUGAAGACUGGAAGAAAUCAGGGGCGCCAUGGCUCUUCUUUGAGUUUAUCAAACCUCAAUUUGAGGCCAAUAAGGAUGCUGUUAAAAAAUUUGUGUCAAACCCGUUGGAUCUAAAGACAGUUUUGAAAUUGAGUUCUCUCGCAAAGAAGGAGGAGAGUGCUACCGAUAAUAAUCCUGCUGCUGCUGCUGCUGCUACUACGACUGGGUACGACUAUGCUGCUAUAUUGGAUGGGUCCAUCUUCAUGGUAAGGAAUAUCUUUACAAGAGAGGUUACCGAGAAAGCAGUCGACAGUCCCAAUACUGAAGAGUAUGACAUGGUUGAUAAGCCCGAGGCUACUGAAGCUUAUCAAAAAAAGAGUUACUUUUGGUGA